Pogonomyrmex barbatus (red harvester ant) is the source of this 780-nucleotide messenger RNA. RefSeq names its product Coiled-coil-helix-coiled-coil-helix domain containing 2. Gene Ontology annotation, cellular component: mitochondrion; nucleus. Gene Ontology annotation, biological process: mitochondrion organization. NCBI's taxonomy places the organism in Eukaryota, Metazoa, Arthropoda, Insecta, Hymenoptera, Formicidae. The record is from RefSeq and is a predicted model, not a curated record.
UGAUUCAUGAAUUUUGCCUGAUCGCGCAGUAUCUAUCUUAGUCAAUCUAUCGUGGCCGAGCGAUCAGGUGCAAUUCGGAGCUUUAAGAAAAGAUUUCAUAAAAUUGAAGAAUUUCACUUCAUAAUUUGAUUGUAACAAGAGAGAAAAACAAGAAAGAUGCCGCGACGUGGACGUGCCGCAGCUCCUCCACCCCGAACUGUAAGACCAACCGCACCUCCACCAUCCCGGGUGCCAGCACCUGCCCCUGCCUCGGCGACGUCACCCAUGGUGGCCCAACCGCAGCAGCCAUCCCUUAUGGGUCAGAUGGCUGCCACUGCUGGUGGAGUUGCCAUAGGAUCCGCUGUGGGUCAUACCCUUGGUCAUGCCAUGACUGGACUCUUCAGCAGCAGCGAGACUGCUGCUGCCCCUGCUGCACCAGAGGUUGCUGCCACUCCAGGUGCUCCCGCGGCUCCGGCCGCCGGUGCCUGUUCCUGGGAGGUCAAGCAGUUCUUAGAAUGUGCCCAAAACCAACCAGACUUGAGCCUUUGCGAAGGUUUCAAUGAGGCACUUCGUCAAUGCAAAGUCGCCAACAAUAUUAUGUAGAUUGAGAUAUGGUGAAGUCUAGGAAAAAUUCAAGUAUGUGCUCUAUGAUCCUAUAGACUUCCUAAUAAAAUUUCUGUUUAUUUUUACUGUUGUACACACUGAUAAAGUUAAUGUAAGAUGAAAUAGUUCUGGAUAGAUCCAUAUGUUUUAAGAUACAAUUCUAGGAUGCAAUAAAUUAUGCUUGUUUAAAAUCUAUAA